Molecule: messenger RNA, 2249 nt
Organism: Ooceraea biroi (clonal raider ant)
Lineage: Eukaryota; Metazoa; Arthropoda; Insecta; Hymenoptera; Formicidae
Source: RefSeq, a predicted model, not a curated record
GGUUAGGUUAUUCGGCGCGCCCAAGCGGACCCGAUGAUUCAAACCUCAAACCUUUCAAUCUCAAUCUUCUUGCGUAUGUACAACGUUCUUCUUUGCGUACAUCAUGAACGCCAUUAAGUAAACGGUGAAGAAUGCACAUCGUGCUCGAUGAUGAAAACAUCGAGCUGCAACAAUUCCUCGUGUGCGAGUUUUACGGUCGGGAGACCUGCUUUUGUUGGUCUCCCGACAAGCUCGUCAUCUUCCCGUACACGAAAGAAGGUUCAGCGGCGCGAGACACGCGAGUCCUGUCGACGCCAGGGUCCGUCCGGAAGAUCCAGUGGUUCAGUGAUUACGAUGGCAGAGUGUUCAUGAUCUGCACGCCGCAGGGGGCCUACAAGCUGUCGCGGAACAGCGAGUUCGCCCUGCUCAGCAAGAACGCGCUCGCGAUGGGCGCCGAGUACUGGGAGGUGAUCGUCGCCUACCGGAACGGCGUCUACCUCGACAACAAGCAGAGCAAAUCCUCCCGGUUGUUGUUUCAGUGCUCCACCACCUCGUCGGAGGUGGCCGACAAGGUGCACGCCCUUCCUCUGGCCCUGCAAAGCACCGAAACACAGUUUGUCAACUGUCUCGUUGCCAACUGGGAGGCUGAGCAGAAGCUCUGCGUCCUCGCACAUCACCGGAAGCUGUUUGUACUGAGGGGAGAUGCUGUACAGCUGAUCUACAUGAGCGACAUCACCAUUGUGAACACCAGUGCAGUGAAACGGGGUAAUAAGGUAGCGGGUGUGCUGUUGCAUCUCGUGGACGCAGACACGGUGAUCCUGGUGUACGGCAAGAAUGAUAAUUUAGCCUUCGAGAAGGUGCAUCUGGGAGGAAAUGGGAGGAACACAUCGGUGCUCUGUGCUGGCUUCAGCUUGCAGACUAAGAACGUUAUCUGGAUCCUAUACUGUGAUCAGUUCCGGAUGUACUAUGUGAGAAAGGAGCUGUCCACCAAAGUUGUUCAGCAGACGCCAGUGGACGAGAGGACAUUUAGGUGCAUACAACAUUACAGGUCGGAUGUGAUUCUAGGUCUCUCGCAGGAGAACGAGCUGGUAGAGUUCUCUCUGGAGAAGUUCGAGAGCUCUCUGUUGGCCAGCAACGACGUUGGCCUCUGCACAAGCAUGUUUCAAAGAACGGAUCUCAUCAUGGAGAAGAUCUGUGCCAAAGUGAAGCAGUUGGAUGUGCUCUACGAGAGCUUGGCAGUUGAGCAGGAUAGAUUGAGGCGCAUAAAUAUGUAUGCCUCGAAGCAGAGACUUAAAAUAAAACCUGACAUCAAGGUGUCCAGGAUGCAGAAUUAUCGUUAUCUUACCCUAAGUAUUGAUAAAUUGCCAAAGAACAGUCAUGUGGUGUUCACUUUCCUUUCUAAAAAUCGUAAUGUAUUUUGCAUAAAGGAAAUUAGGGAUACAAAGCUUACGAUAGAAAUGCCUAUCAAUGAAGACAAGAUAUUGUGCUCCUCGACCGUCGGCCUAGAUUUGAUUACGUUAAUGGAUAAGCAACAUCCUUGGUGCCUUAUAACUGACUUCAUAAAUUAUUCAUUACAGGAUUAUAGGGAUCGUAAGAGAAAAAUAGGACCAAAGAGAGACAAGACAGUUUUCAUAGACACUAAGAUAACGUCAUUGCGAAAUUUAAUAGAGGACAAAGAUUUGAGCAUGGCAAAAUUGUGCGAAAUUAAGGAAGUCAUACGAAAGUCAGAGCUAUAAUGUACUGGGAGUAAUUUUUGAAUUAAAAUUGACAUAAUAGCUUUUUAUCUUUAAUGCUUAAGAGAUAAAUAUUGAUUAGAAAUUGAUAAAUUUUUUACUAUUGUCUUGGAGAAUAGACUGAUUAAAAUGAACUACUUUUGUACACCAAUCUGUUACACACAUAGUUGUAAUAUUCUUAUACCGCUUUCAUAAAAUUUUAAUAUUGUUAUGUAAUAAAGAUUUUAUUCUUUUGUAUGAAUGAUGUACACAAACUAUAUAGUUUUAGCUUUCAAUAAAUGUCUUUAAUUUUUCAGAAUGCUAAUUAGGUAUUGAUAUAAAGUAUUUAUAUCUUUUUUUUAUGUUAUACAUACAAUUGUGUGAUUGUACAGAACGGAUACAAGAAGUUGGGAAUUUUAUGCUACAUUCUUUACAUUAAAUGAAAGCGUGUGAAAAUCUGCGUAAAGGAAAUUUUAUGAAACAUUCCGAUGAUAAAUUGUGAUAAAUGCAAGUAAAUGUAUAUAACGUUUUAUAAAGAUAAAAGGAAGAUAAUCUAAG